CCACACACACACACAUCACUCGCGCCGCCCACCUCUCGCGCCCUCCAUGCCCCGCCAUUCCCUGCUCUGCUAAGCACACGCAGCGCCUCGCCUUGCUCGCGCCGCACGUGCGGCUCCGGCAGCGGGCGAGCGGCGAGCGAGUGCGCGCCAUGCCCAGCGCACCCGUUUAUGCUGCCCUCGACGCCGCUGCCCUCUGCUCCCGCAGCGCGCCAAAGUCAUGUCUGGCCUCCGCAGCGGCGCGCUGUCACUUCUCCGCGCGCCUACGCCUGCGGCGGCACGCAGCCAGCUGCUGCGCGUCCCCUCGCUGCCGGCCUGGGCACGCAGCACGGCGGGCGCCAGACGGCACGUCUACGGCGCCGCCGCUGCAGCCGAGGCGCAUGCUGCCUGGGCAGCCUCGCAGGAGGAGCUGCGCGAAGCCGACGAUGACGAGGGACGAGAGGCGAUCCUGCGCCUCCAGCAGCGUCGCGCGCGCUUGACGAGCAGCAGCAGCAGCGGCAAGCAGCCAGAGGCAGCACGCGGCUCGCACUUGGCGCCCGCCGAGGGCUUCUUCUCGCGGGCCCAGCACGCCGUGCCUGUGCCUGCCGCUGCGGCUGCCGCAAUCUCUGCGCCGGCAGCUGGCUUCAGCGACGCAAGCGAUGGUGCAAGGCAACCCGUUGCGCCUUCAAGUGCACUCUCAGCCGACGUGGAGAGCUCUCAGACUGCCGCCCGCUCCGUCGUCGCAGCAAUCGCCGUCGCCGAACAGGCAGCGCCCGACGCUCGCACCUCUUCUCUUUCCGACUCUCGAUCUCGUUCCGUUCCGCGCAUCAUACCACCAGCCGAGCAUCUUCUCUCCUCGCUCCUCUCGCUCUCUGAGCUCGACGCUCUCCUCGAGGAAGCACAUCUCUCCAUAGCGCAUGGCGAGCAUGCUCUUCCCACCUUCGCCGGGCAGCUCCUCACAGCUCUGCGCGAGCGUGUGGCGCUGCGCUGGGAAGAGCGUGACGCCAGCGCCGAUGCAGAGGAGUUGAGUCUGCUGCUGCUGGCUCAGUAUCUCCCCUCUAGCACACCGCAAGAGGCCACCUCUCGACGGGCGUGUCUUCGCACCGCAUAUGCGCUCUACCUCGCCGCGCCCGCCUCUACACCGCGCAUCGCGCCCCUCUUCGCAUCCCUAGUAGCGCUCCGCCGACGCGUGCUGUACGCAUACGUGGCGCACCAGCUCGUUGGGCCUGCUCGUGCCGUCGUUCGCGGCUGCCAUGCGCUGGCAGACGAGCGGCUAGGCAAGUCACAGGCGCGCUAUCUGGUGCGCAAGGCGCUCGACAACGUGUCGCGCAUGCCGCUGCAUAGCCUUGCGCGGCGACAGGCGCUCGAGGGUCUCACUAGCAGUGCACGGACGCUCCUAUCGCGGGGCGUUCUGCAUAUCUACAACUCGCCUGGGCGCGCACCAGACGUUGGCGAGCACCAGAAGCACCUCGGCACGCAGCCGCGGACCGAUGCGCGGGAGCUGCACUCGCUGCUGCGCCUACUCGCGCACUCGCAGCUACCCGAUGCGGUCUUGCAGCUGGCGCGCAGUGCGUCGCAGGUCUCGAGUCUCGCAGACGGCGCUCCUGCUGGGCAAAGCGAAGCGAGCCAGGCGAAUGCGCGCUGCAGCUGGGCGAGACCAAACAUCGUCGAGCAGACACUGCACCUCCUCGUCAUGCGCAGCGGCGGACGACAAGCUCUGUCGCUGCUCAAACUCGUGCCGCUUGAGCAGCGCACACACGGCAUGUACCUGCCGCUCCUUACUCGCUGGAGCGAGUGCGCGCCUCGGUUGCGCCUUGGGUCGCAGGGGCAGGCCGAGAGCGAGACUGCAACCUCUAGCGCAGGCCGUCUUGGUCGGCAACGAAGUGCGCCUCUCUGUGCGCGAGUAGAUCGGGAUCGACGCGCCCGCGCACGUACGAGCGCCGAGCUCUGGAACGAGCUGCUGGCGUCCCUCGGCGGAGCACUUCCCACGCGCGCAGAGAUGUCGCAGUCGCGGCAGGAGGCAGUCGUGGCCGCGUUCGCCGCGCGCAUGGUAUCGCACGCACGCGCAAGCAGACCAGGUCUCGUCAUGGCGGACCUCGCUGCGUUGCGACGGCUCGACUUGCUCUCUGCCCCCGACGAGGGGUCAAGUGCCCAGCCGCACGCCGCCCAGCCACUCGGUCGUCUCUUGCCGCUCUCGGCGCAGCUGGCCGCCCUGCAAGCCUUCCUCAACGCCGGUCGCUACCGCACCGCUCGGUCCCUCUGCGCGCGCUUUCUCACCACGUCCGACGUCGCUUCGCUACAUGCGCGCCAAGAAGGCUACCUCUCCACGCGCGGCACAGCGCUGCUCAACACCUUGCUGCGCGGUGCACUGGCGCUUGCGAUGCCUCUCGACAAGCGCAUGACACGUCGCUCCAGGAUUGCGGCAACGACGAGCUCGUACAGCCGCCCACUGCGCGCAUUCGCCAGUGCGCGCUCAGCGCGCUUGCGCACGCAGGGCGGACGAGGACGAGGACGGAGUGGCGAGCAGCAGCGUCGAGAAGCAGCUGCCCCGCACACCCGGCCAGGCGCAGCACCUGCAAGCGCCGUCGUGGCGUCGAACGCACGUCGCUGGCAUGCAGCUCAAGCACCGCCUCCGCUCUUCUGGUGGCGCGCGCUCGAGCGAGCCGAGUCCGUGCUGCACCUCUUCGCAGCGUACGACGUGCGACCAGACGAGGUGACUGCGAAUGUCGUGCUGCUGCUGCUCGUGCGCAAGGCGCACAGCGCAGCUGAACUGCGCGCGCUGGCGGCGCUGGCGCUCGGCGAGAGCAGCGUGGCUGGUCACAAGGUGGCUGCAAAGGCGCUGCCGAGACGCGCUGGCGACGACGACGAGGAGCAGGCGAUGCAGCGCGCGGCUCUCCUGCGUGUGGCUGCCGCCAGGAGUCUGCUUCGUCGAUGGCAGAUCCCACUGCCGCGCGCCGCAUUUUCGAUGGCCCAGAGCCGCUCGGCAGAGGCGAAGCGACGCUACGAGAAGCUGCAGCGCCCGUUCCUGGGAGCGCUGGCGCGCAAACUGUACGAGUAUGGCGAUGGCGAGGCUGGCCGUGGGGCUGUGCGUCGCUAUGUAGAGGUCAGGGAGGGCCUGCGGAGAGGGCAAGAGGACAAUGCAUAGCUCCUGCGCUCUCUGGCUGCGUCUGAAGCGAUUCGAGAGGCACGCGCAGGCGCCUCCAGCCUGUGCGCGCUCGCUGUGCGCAUUGGCAGGCAGCUCACACCUUGUCAGAAGAUCAAGAAACAUGGC
Messenger RNA from Tilletiopsis washingtonensis, 3247 nucleotides. RefSeq lists its product as hypothetical. Lineage: Eukaryota; Fungi; Basidiomycota; Exobasidiomycetes; Entylomatales. Bases 218 to 3121 code for a protein of 967 amino acids. The transcript has a single exon. The record is from RefSeq and is a predicted model, not a curated record.